Messenger RNA from Saccharomyces paradoxus, 1647 nucleotides. RefSeq names its product alpha-1,2-mannosyltransferase ALG11 (gene ALG11). The transcript has a single exon. The coding region runs from base 1 to 1647 and encodes 548 amino acids. NCBI's taxonomy places the organism in Eukaryota, Fungi, Ascomycota, Saccharomycetes, Saccharomycetales, Saccharomycetaceae. Gene Ontology annotation, cellular component: endoplasmic reticulum membrane. Gene Ontology annotation, molecular function: GDP-Man:Man(3)GlcNAc(2)-PP-Dol alpha-1,2-mannosyltransferase activity. The record is from RefSeq and is a predicted model, not a curated record. Gene Ontology annotation, biological process: protein N-linked glycosylation.
AUGGACGGUAUUUGGACAGAUUACAAUUUCAAAGAGAUCAAGUCCCAUUUUGGAUUCAAAAAAUAUGCCGUAUCAUGCUUGGUAAUCGUGUAUGGACUAAUUAAGGUAUUCACGUGGAUCUUCCGCCAAUGGGUGUAUUCUAAUUUAAAUAAUUUCUCCAACAAAUCCUCGCUACUGAAGAGAGCUACUGCCUCAUGUGGUGAGAAGAAUGUCAAACUCUUUGGUUUUUUUCAUCCGUAUUGUAAUGCUGGUGGUGGUGGGGAAAAAGUACUAUGGAAAGCCGUAGAUAUUACUUUGAGGAAAGACGCUAAGAACGUCAUUGUCAUUUAUUCAGGGGAUUUUGUAAAUGGAGAAAAUGUUACUCCAGAGAAUAUUCUUAAUAAUGUGAAAGUCAAGUUCGAUUACGAUUUGGAUUCGGAUAGAAUAUUUUUCAUUUCAUUAAAAUUGAGAUACCUAGUCGAUUCUUCGACAUGGAAGCAUUUCACUUUGAUUGGACAGGCCAUUGGAUCAAUGAUGCUGGCAUUCGAAUCCAUUAUUAAAUGUCCACCCGAUAUAUGGAUCGAUACAAUGGGGUACCCUUUUAGCUAUCCCAUUGUAGCUAGGUUUUUGAAAAGGAUUCCCAUCGUCACAUAUACACAUUAUCCGAUAAUGUCAAAGGACAUGUUAAAUAAGCUGUUUAAAAUGCCCAAGAAGGGUAUUAAGGUCUACGGCAAAAUAUUAUACUGGAAAAUUUUUAUGUUAAUUUAUCAAUCCAUUGGUUCUAAAAUUGAUAUUGUAAUCACGAAUUCGACAUGGACAAACGACCAUAUAAAGCAAAUUUGGCAAUCCAAUACAUGUAAAAUCAUUUAUCCUCCAUGCUCCACUGAGAAGCUAGUAGAUUGGAAGCAAAAAUUUGGUACUGCUAGGGGCGAAAGGUUGAAUCAGGCAAUUGUAUUGGCGCAAUUUCGUCCUGAGAAACGUCAUAAGUUAAUCAUUGAGUCCUACGCAACCUUUCUAAAAAAUUUACCGGAUUCUGUAUCGCCAAUUAAAUUGAUAAUGGCGGGGUCAACUAGAUCCAAGCAAGAUGAAGAUUAUGUCAAAAGUUUACAAGACUGGUCAGAAAACGAUUUGAAAAUUCCUAAAAAUUUGAUAUCAUUCGAGAAAAACCUACCCUUCGAUAAGAUUGAAAUAUUACUAAACAAAUCUACUUUCGGUAUUAAUGCCAUGUGGAAUGAGCACUUUGGAAUUGCAGUUGUGGAAUAUAUGGCUUCUGGUUUGAUCCCCAUAGUCCACGCUUCGGCUGGCCCAUUGUUAGAUAUAGUCAUUCCAUGGGACUCCAACGGGGAUAUCAGAAAAGUUCAGUCACAAUGGGAAUUGCAGAAGAAAUAUUUUGCUACUCUCGAAGAUGACGGUGAAACUACCGGUUUUUUCUUCAAAGAGCCAAGUGAUCCUGAUUAUAACACAGGCAAGGAUUCUCUAAGAUACCCCAAUUUGUCUGAACUAUUUUUGCAAAUGAUGAAAUUGGAUUAUGACUGUCUAAAGGUGAUGAGCGCAAGAAACCAACGGUAUGCAUUGUAUAAAUUCUCCGAUUUGAAGUUUGAUAAAGAUUGGGAAGAUUUUGUACUGAAUCCGAUUUGCAUAUUAUUAGAAGAGGAAGAGAGAGGCUGA